AAAAAAAGAAAGAAGUUCAGAAACCAACCAAGGCUAUGCAUUUGCAAGGAGAGAGAUGGAAGACGACGAGAAGGUGAAAAACGAGGCUCUGCAAAUCAUAGGGCAAUACCAUAGCCUGCCUCGUUUGAUCGUCUUCGAUCUCGAUUACACACUCUGGCCUUAUUACUGUGAGUGCUGCUUUGAGGAUAGCACUCCGUAUUUGUAUCAACAAGCUAAAGGUAUAUUAUAUGCAUUGAAGGAAAAGCAGAUUGAUGUAGCUAUUGCUUCUCGAUCACCAACACCUGAGAUAGCAAGAACUUUUCUUGAAAAUUUGGGAAUUAAAUCAAUGUUUGUAGCUGAGGAGAUCUUUUCCAGCUGGACUCACAAGACUGAGCAUUUCCAGAGGAUUCACAGAAGAACCGGCAUACCUUUUAAUUCAAUGCUCUUCUUUGAUGACGAGGACAGGAAUAUUCAGGCGGUAUCAAAGAUGGGAGUGACAAGCAUAUAUGUCAGUAAUGGGGUAAACCUUGGAGCUUUGAGGCAGGGAUUGUUGGAAUUUUCUCAGAAGUCCGAAUCACCUCGUAGGGUCAAGAGGAACUAAGAGUUCUCCUUGAUGACAAAACCAUGGCGCAAACUGUUAGCAUCAAUCUGAGUGAGGAAACACAGAAAUUGAGCUCUUGAUUCCUAGAACUUAUAUGCACUAGAUUAAGUGUCACUCAAUUGUUUCAUUUACUAAUACAGUUGCACCUGAUAACUUGGUCAAUUGGUAAUGACUCACAGGAGAAAAUACUUCCUACUGUACCCGACAGACUUCUAUCCAGAUUUCCUCUAUGGCACCAGAACUUCUGAAUUAGCACUUUCUACAUGAAACUUAAUUUGUGUUGAGCCCUGCUUUGUGAAAAAUCUUAUUGUACCUCCAGGGUAUCAUGCUUCUAUAUUUUCGACAUAUUAUAGUAA
Messenger RNA from Carica papaya (papaya), 936 nucleotides. RefSeq lists its product as uncharacterized. The record is from RefSeq and is a predicted model, not a curated record. Gene Ontology annotation, molecular function: acid phosphatase activity. Lineage: Eukaryota; Viridiplantae; Streptophyta; Magnoliopsida; Brassicales; Caricaceae.